Molecule: messenger RNA, 420 nt
Organism: Capronia epimyces CBS 606.96
Lineage: Eukaryota; Fungi; Ascomycota; Eurotiomycetes; Chaetothyriales; Herpotrichiellaceae
Product: osomolarity two-component system, phosphorelay intermediate protein YPD1
Exons: 3
Coding region: 1-420 (139 amino acids)
Biological process (GO): phosphorylation; phosphorelay signal transduction system
Cellular component (GO): cytoplasm; nucleus
Molecular function (GO): histidine phosphotransfer kinase activity; protein histidine kinase binding
Source: RefSeq, a predicted model, not a curated record
AUGUCUGAAGAGGGAGAUUUUGAAUUCGGCGAUAAUGUCGACAAAGCCGCCUUUGAACAGAUCCUCGAUAUGGAUGAAGAAGAAGAGCGUGAAUUCAGCAAGUCAAUAGUGUUUGGGUUCCUUGAGCAGGCAGAACAGACAUUUAGCAAGAUGGAUGCUGCCAUGAAGGACAAGAACCUGGAAGAACUCUCAAGUUUAGGCCAUUUCCUCAAAGGAUCCUCUGCAACGCUGGGCUUUACCAAGGUUAAGGACGAAUGCGAGAAGAUCCAGCACUAUGGACACAAAAAGAACGAGACUGGCGAAUCCGACGAGCCUGACGAAGAGAAGUGCCUUCGACUAAUCGGCGAGAGCAUUGCUGAAGCUAAGCGGGCCUAUGAAGUUGUCAACGGCCUUAUGAAGCAGUUCUACGCCGACGCCUAG